Molecule: messenger RNA, 2782 nt
Organism: Nomia melanderi (Alkali bee)
Lineage: Eukaryota; Metazoa; Arthropoda; Insecta; Hymenoptera; Halictidae
Gene: Upf3
Product: UPF3 regulator of nonsense mediated mRNA decay
Biological process (GO): nuclear-transcribed mRNA catabolic process, nonsense-mediated decay; positive regulation of translation
Cellular component (GO): nucleolus; cytoplasm
Molecular function (GO): mRNA binding
Source: RefSeq, a predicted model, not a curated record
GACGACAGCAGAAAGGGGGUUGCGACGAGCACGCCGACUUUCGACUAGCACUUACCUAACGCCGUCGAACCGUCACACGUAAAGCAUGCAAUACACAUUUUACUGCGUACCUAGUUCCUUUUGAUUUUUACUAUUCUACAAAAUUCCCCAAUAAAUGAAAGCAUAUAUACAUCUCUCAGACCAAUAGCAUCGUAAGUGAACCAAGAUGGCCGCGAAAACUUUGUAAACGGAAACGUUUAUUUUGAUGACACGAAGAAAAUUAUGACAAUGACCGAGGAAACACAGCAAUCUGAGACUGCCGCACAAAAUGAGGCACAAACUAGUUCUCCAGAUGUCGGAAAAGUUAAAGAUAAUAAAAAAGAAAAGUGUCGGCCUAUGACAAAGGUAGUAAUACGGAGAUUACCACCAAGUAUGACUCAGGAACAGUUUUUAGAGCAAGUUUCUCCAUUGGCAGAACAUGACUAUCUUUGUUUUGUAAAAGCUGACAUGUCUAUGGGACAAUUUGCCUUUUCUCGUGCAUAUAUCAAUUUUAUGGAACAACAAGAUAUUCUUAUAUUCAGACAAAAAUUUGAUAAUUAUGUAUUUGUGGAUUCUAAAGGCACAGAAUAUCCAGCAGUAGUAGAAUUUGCACCCUUUCAAAGAUUACCGAAAAAAAGAGUAGGAAAGAAAAAGGACUUAAAGUGUGGUACUAUAGACUCAGAUCCUUAUUAUGUAAGCUUUUUAGAAAGCCUCAAAAAUCAGGAGGCUGAAUCCAAUGUAACACAACCAAAAACCGAGUAUUCAUACCAACCAUCAGAUAAUACGCCAAAAAAAAUUACAACUACACCUCUCUUAGAAUAUUUAAAACAACGUAAACAAGAGAAACAGCGUCUUAGGGAUGAGAAACGUGAGGAAAGACGAAGGAGAGACUUAGAAAGAAGACGGACAAAAGAUGAUCCCAUUAUAUCUAAGGUAUUGAAAAAUCCAGAUCUUGACAAAGAAAUGUGUAGGGAUAAUAAAGAAAACAAAGAGGAAAGAGACAAACUUUCGCCUAAAGAUAUGAAAAAUCGAAUUAAGAAGGAUGACAAAUUACGUGAAAAAAUAUCACGAGAUCGAGAUGCUAAACCUAUAACAAAAGGAUAUAGAGAUAGAGUUGAAGAUAGAAAUAAAGAUCAAAGAGACUUAAAACAUCAAAGACGUCACGAUGACAAAAAAGUUUAUGGAAGACGCGAUGAUAGGGAUAGCAUAAAAGAUGAUAGGAAAAGCGAUGGAAAAGACGAGAGAAAGUGCGAUUACAAAGAGGAUAUUAAGGACUGCAGGGAAAGGAAAGUUGAAGAAAAACGUGGUAAAAGUUAUGAAAAAAUGAGGCAAGAAAAGAAAAGACUUGCAGAAACGAAAAAACAAAAUGUAGAGUUUAAUAUUGAUACUGAAAACAGUACAAAAUUAAGAAAUGAAGAAGAGGAUUCUCAGAGAAAAGAAUUGCAGGUUGAUUCAUACGAGAUUAGGGAUAGGGAAGAAUCUAUGAGUGAUAAAGAUGAUAUUGAAAAUUGUGCAAAUACAGAAAAAGAGGAGAUCAACGAAAAAAAAGGACCAGGAGAAACUCUACAAAGUUUCGAACAAUCGAAAGACCAGAAGGAAAUAGAAAAUCAAUUAACGACUGAUGAAACUAAUAAGGGUACUGAAAAAUCUAAAUCCAGUGAACAUAUUAAUAAAGAAGAAAAUGAUAAUGAUUCUGAUGAAAAGAAAGAUUCGAAAGUUACAAAGAGACGCAGUUCACUUGAAAGUGGUGGUGAUGGAGGUACAGGAGAUGGAAAUUGCUUGAGACGACACAAGUCUUUAGAUGGAGGAGAUCAAAAUAAUUUACAAAAAACUGAAAUUGAAGAGAAAGAAAAGGACAAAAAAGAUCCACGAUUAGAACGUAGAAUUAGAAAUAAGGACCGUCCUGCAAUGGAGAUUUAUCGUCCAGGAAUGGGAAAGUUCAGUAAACAAAGAUUAGAACGAGAAAAAUCGACUAAUGAUGAAAGAGCAUCCCUUUCACAAAGUCCAACUCCAAACCCAAACUCCUCCAGUCUUUCUAAAUCGGGAAAGUCUGGAACAGAAGUACGUUCUAUGACAUUUAAACGUAGCGUUAGUCGUGAUUUGGUAUAACAGAUAUUAAAUUUUAUAAAUUUCAUUAAAUAUUAGCCAUAAGUCUGUGAAAACCUGUGUCAACAUAAACGAUUUUUACACUAGUCUUUCUCGCGACAUACAGUAUCAUACAGUGUAUUUAUUGUACACAAAUGCAUAAUAAAAUACAGUAUCCUACAUAUAGUAAAAAAUUCAUGCAGUCAUAAAUGAAAUAAACGUAUACACGCAUAAGUAUGGGAUCAAAAAGUGUUCACAUAUCUAAAUUACUUGAAAUAAUUUGACAUAAUGAUGUAUUACAUUCCUAUUCGAUUCUUUACUUUUCGAUGUAGUUAACAUUCAUUUUCGGUUCAUUCAAUAGGAAUUUUCAGGUGCAUCCUUUAUAAUAAAAUUAAUUUUAAUAAUCAUAUAAUGUCCAACUAGUCGUAACAAAAAUGUACAAAACAAAUUUGAAGAUUGGAUGAUAACAACUGACUGGUAUGAUUAUGAAUAAUUAGUAUAUGAAACUCAUGUAAUUAAUUCUGUCUACUAAUAUAAAAUUUAACUGUUUAAGUUCCUAUUAUGUAACAUAAUUCCGAGUACUUCUUUGUGAGAAAACCUACAGUGUCAUAAUUUAAAAUAAUAGCAAUACAUUAAAGUUACGUAUGUAUAUAUUGUGUGCAAUAUUAUAAUUAUGACA